Sesamum indicum (sesame) is the source of this 1041-nucleotide messenger RNA. RefSeq lists its product as uncharacterized. Gene Ontology annotation, molecular function: zinc ion binding. NCBI's taxonomy places the organism in Eukaryota, Viridiplantae, Streptophyta, Magnoliopsida, Lamiales, Pedaliaceae. The record is from RefSeq and is a predicted model, not a curated record.
AGAUACAUAUCCUUACAACCGAAGUUUGUUCAAAGCAAUGGAAGCAAAAGCAACGGGAGAGCCUCAAACCCUGCGGCCGGUUGAAGAUCCACCCGUGGAGUCGAAGGAAGAGGAGAUUAAUUCAUCUGUUCCCUCACCUAUAACAGUGGAUAAGACGACAUCAAUGGAGGAGCCACCUGCGAAAACCAUUUCCGAAUUGGAAGUUGAGGUCUGGGGAAAAUCAGUGAAAGUCAACCUCUCGUACCUUCAUCCAUUGCCGACUGAACGCGACGAAGAGGCCUUGCGAGCUUUGGUUAUGAAGAUGUUAACAACUGAGGAGGAAGCACGCGUUCCACCGUCCUUCAAUCGGAACGAAGGUUCAUCCACUUCAUCGUUAGUGGAGCUGAAGGACGAAAAACUAGUUAUUGUGAGAGUCAAAACAACAGCGCCCAAUAAUGCUGAUGGACUUGCUGGAUUAAAGGAUGAAAAGAUUCCGAAAGAAGAAGCAGUGUGUAGAUUUUGCUUUCACAAAUUUGAAGAUGACAACGUUCUCAAGACGAAAUGCAGAUGUAAAUUUACACUGAUACAUGAACACUGUGCCGUAGAAUGGUCUCGAGAGAAAGGCAACAACAUCAAAUGUGAUGUGUGUGACCAAGAUAUCCAAAACAUACCUGUGACCUUAUCACUGUCUGAUCAAGACAAGCUUGAGAAACCAUCAAGGUUUCGCAAUUGGAUGGGAAGAUUCAAGGGCAGGGCAUAGAUUACGUACCCCAUAUUUGCUGUUUUUUUUGCUUGAUUAAGCUGUCGGCGUUUUUCUUGAACAUCAUUUAUCAUGAAAUUUGGAUCCUGCAAACGUGUGAUUUUAUUACUUCGGUCAUUUGUUAUUGUACUUUGGUUGUUUUGAGAAGGUUUCUUGCUAUUUCUUCUACUUGAUUUGGCCAUAUUUCUGUACGUUUAUUAUUAAUGUUACCAACAAAUUGAGCCAAUCACAUAUCUCUGUUAGGAUAAUGAUCAUCAUUUCACUAGUUUAGUUGCAGUUGUGUAAGGUAAAACCAAGGGCUC